This is a messenger RNA of Amaranthus tricolor (Joseph's coat), 1931 nucleotides long. RefSeq names its product protein tesmin/TSO1-like CXC 2. Lineage: Eukaryota; Viridiplantae; Streptophyta; Magnoliopsida; Caryophyllales; Amaranthaceae. Gene Ontology annotation, molecular function: DNA-binding transcription factor activity. The transcript is spliced from 10 exons. The coding region runs from base 55 to 1782 and encodes 575 amino acids. The record is from RefSeq and is a predicted model, not a curated record.
CUUACAGAGAAACUGAAUUUCAGAGUAAUUACUCCUACUAUAUAGACACUCCCAAUGCUAUACUUUAUUCAAUGUAAUUCAGCCAUGAAUACACCUAAGAAGAAUCAAAUCCAAAGAACCCUCUCUGAAUUGCAGGAAUCUCCUUUUUUUAAAUACGCUAACACCAGUUUAUCGCCUCUUUCGAUUGUGAAGAAGACUCCUACAAUAUAUGACACACUAAAUUUUAAUUCAGCUUCACCUCCAUCUGUUUUCACUUUACCUAAUAAAACCCUCUUAAAAAGGCAUCAACAUCCAGACGUAGCAAAACCUGUAAAUCGUAUAAUUGACGGAAACCCUAAUUUCGCGGCUACAGAGAACAUCCAGUCUGUUAGUGUACAACCCAGAAUUGAAGUAUCUUCUGGCAAUGUAAAUUGUGUCAAACCACUCGAAAAAUCCUCUGAAUGUGCAAAGUUAAAUUCUCAAGUGUUAAACAAUGAAAACGAAAAGGCAUCAUGUGACGGUCUAUUAAUUAUUGAUUCACUUUGUAACGUAACAACAAAAGCUUCCUUGCAAAUAUCACAAGAAGCAUACGAGCUUUCAUCUCGUUGUUUGGACGUUUCAUCCAACCAAGGCCAAACAUAUGAUAUGCAAAAUCCAUUCAAUGUCAAUGAUAUGAAUCAAACAGACGAGACAUCAGCAAAUUUGGAUUAUUUCUUAGUAAAUGAGUUAUUAUCUUACGAUUCUAAUGAAAUAACCCCAAAUGAGAUUUACAACAUACAUGGGGGAAUGCAAAGGCAGUGUCUAACCUUUGAGAUGCCAAGAACCAAGAAGAGUACAAAAAGUGUUGUUUUUUCUAGUUCUUUUUCUUCUACUAUGCAAAACCCUCUUAUAAAUUCAUCAGGAUUAUUCUCUUUAAGUAAUGAGGAGUUAAAUUCUGAUAGUCCGAAAACAAAGAGGAAAAAGAUUGAAACUACUGGAGAAGGCAUUGCAUGUAACCGUUGCAAGUGUAAAAAAUCCAAGUGUUUGAAACUCUACUGUGAUUGCUUCGCUGCUGGUGUUUACUGUGCUGAGCCAUGUUCCUGUCUAGAUUGUUUUAACAAGCCAAUUUAUGAGGAAACUGUUUACGCAGCUCGUAAACAGAUUGAAUCUCGUAACUCACAAGCAUUUACCCCUAAAGUGAUCAAAACCACAAAUUCAAGUCAAGAAGUUGGGCUGAAAAAUUCAGCCCAAACUCCUGCUUCAGCACGUCAUAAGCGAGGAUGCAAUUGCAGGAAAUCAAAUUGUUUAAAAAAAUAUUGUGAAUGUUAUCAGGCUGGUGUCGGAUGCUCCAUUAACUGCAGAUGUGAGGGCUGUAAAAAUGCAUUUGGCCGAAAAGAUGUUGAAAUAGAAAAGUCACAAGCCUCUCAUGAAUCUAUAACGAAUACGAGUUCAAAGAUACAUGAAUUCCACGAUGAUGAUUGCCAAAAUUUUGUAUUUGUUAUGCCUAUGACACCAUCAAGGCUUCACAGGCGAUCAAUUCCACAAGCAACUUCCUCGAAAGGGAAACCACCAAGAUCAUCGUGUCUUAGGACAAUGAGCUCGUCCUUUGGUAUGCCCCCGGUUGAAAAUGUGUCGGAUGAAAUUCCAAAAAUUUUGCAAAACAAUAAUCUUCUAAGCAGAAAUUCGACUUCGUCUCCAAAUAGUAAAAGAAUAUCUUCUUCAAACUAUGGAAAUAUUCAUAGACAAUCAGUUGAAUCCCGUAGCAGUCGAAAACACAUCUUGCAAUCUAUUCCAUCAUUUCCUUCACUUAGUCCUCCACGAUGAUUUUCUUAAUAACACUUGUUUCUUUUGAAUGUUGGAAUAAUACGCCAACCAUCUAUAUCUCCUCAUAUUGGUGUGCUAAUUGUAGUCCAUUCUAUAUCAAGUAUCAUGUAUAAUAUUGUUACAUUCUUUUCUUAGAAAUUUUAGUAGAG